AUGGGUUCGUGGUACCAAAAGAUACGUGUGACGCACUUGGACGUGCCGGAGGAACGGGCGAAAUUCCGAGCUUUUGCAGGGACAGUGGAGGAGGUUGUGCACAGCAAAACCGACGAUACCAUUCUCGCAUGGAAGGGCAAGAACGUUAUAGGAAUCACCGCGAACAGCAACAUGGCAGUGGGAGAAAUCAUAGACAACCACGCCAUAUCCAGGAUAGUCGUACUCCCAGAAAACUCUAAAAUCGCAACACAAUAUAUAGUCAACAACACCUUGCGGCUGUGCAGGACGAUCAUCUGCGAAAACAUGCACCUGAGGACGGUUGAAAACGAAGCCGUCGUAAUAAUUGCAGGAUCUAUGGGCUCAGCAGUUCCCUAUCUGCAGUGGUUGCUGAUCAAAGGUAUAAGGAUCAUACUCUAUCUACCGCCGACAGAGAAUGGCGACGAUGAGAAAUACGUUGAAGAGCACGACUAUAAGCACGGACUUUUCAACCAUCCGCAAUUCAAACCCGUCUCCGCAAAUGGUGCGUUAAACACAGUGGGUGAAACAUUGCACGCAGUCAUCAUCAGACGAAAGCCUGUCGGCGUUAUAUCCGAAGAUGUACUCACACUGACGAACGGUAUGGGCGCCAGUGCAGUUACGGUGCUGCCGGACGCCAUAAAGGAAUUCAAGGCGGCGGAAGUGCACGUCAGUAGACAGACUCUGCUCGCGGCAGGAAUAGGCUGCCGCAUAGUUUGGCACCAGGCGCUCGAACAGGUUGACCCGUGCGAGGCGAAGUGUCUCUUUGACAAAAGCGGUUCGCUGGAAUUUUUCAACUUCGACGCAACGCUAGAGUCCCACGGCGCCGACGGACUCGUGCAACACGCCCUGCUGGAAACAGUCAAAAGGGCUACACAUAACACGAUUUAUGUCGAACGGUAA
Messenger RNA from Babesia ovata, 918 nucleotides. Its product is annotated as urease accessory ureD, putative. The transcript is spliced from 6 exons. Lineage: Eukaryota; Apicomplexa; Aconoidasida; Piroplasmida; Babesiidae. The coding region runs from base 1 to 918 and encodes 305 amino acids. The record is from RefSeq and is a predicted model, not a curated record.